Molecule: messenger RNA, 2049 nt
Organism: Sparassis crispa
Lineage: Eukaryota; Fungi; Basidiomycota; Agaricomycetes; Polyporales; Sparassidaceae
Exons: 4
Coding region: 1-2049 (682 amino acids)
Source: RefSeq, a predicted model, not a curated record
AUGUCGUUGGAUACUGCUGAGCAAACAAGGACUUUCGAGGUGAAGGGAGAGAAUAUCGAGCAUGACGGAAUAUACAGUAACAGAGAAGUCGCCGACGCUUGGGAGAAAUGCGCAAAGAGUCUGGCGGAACACGAUGAACACUCUAUCAAAGCUUGGAAAGAGGAAAUUGAUACGUUACUUGUAUUUGCCGGCCUGUACUCUGCGGUGCUCACUGCAUUCAAUGUCACGUCGUAUACAUGGCUGCAACCCAGCCCACCUCCUGAUGCUACUGUUCAGCUACUCUCGCAGAUAUCUCUCCAGCUGGACAGCUUCUCCGUCAAUGCUAUGAACGUGAACUCCACCCAGGCUCCCUUAUCCGCGGUCGCCGUUGCCAGUCUCCAGGCCCAACCGGUAUCAUCGUCCUCUAUUCGUAUCAAUGCACUAUGGUUCUCUAGCCUGAUAUGCACUCUUUGUGCUGCGUCUAUUAGCAUCCUGAUCAAACAAUGGCUCCGUGAAUAUACCAAUGGACUUGUGAGCAUCUCCAGGCAAACCGCGCGGACUAGGCAGUUGCGAGAUGACGGUUUAUCAAAAUGGCAUGUUGGCAGGAUUAUCAUGGUGCUGCCUGUGCUCUUGCAAGGAGCCCUGAUUCUAUUCUUGGCCGGUUUGUUGGAGCUUCUGUGGACAUUGCAUAGCACGGUCGCCAUCAUUGCUACAUUCUUUGUAGCUAUGCUGGGUAUCUUCCAUUUGGUGACCACCAUCCUUCCUACUGUCGCAGCCGACUGUUCCUACCAGUCGCCACAAGCACUUGCCGUCUUCGUUGUUGUCCAGUUCGGGAGAGAUCUGGUUCUGAAGUGGUUUAAUUCCUACUCUUCCAUGCAAUUCAAAAAUCCGUGGCGCAAUCUCUACAUUGAUGUUCGCCUGGCGAGUGGGGAACAACGUUCCUACAAUUGGAGAGACAGAGAGAGGGACAUUGUGGAUCUUCAGAGCCAGGGUCUCGAUGGACGCAUGCUUAUUUCGGCAGACCGUACCUUCAAUGACGACUCCUUCCUUCAGGACGUCAUCAGGCCUUGCCUUGGAAGUAUUGAGGUGGAAGCGGCGGGCCCUACCUUGUCCCAUAUUAUCAAUUAUUGGCCUUGGCGAAAACUGAGUAGGGGAUGCUGGAUGAAAUGUCCAAAGCGCAUGCGGGGGGUGUCUAGGCUGGUACUUGACUUCAUGGUGAGGAAGGAAGACGAAGGCAGAUACGAGGAACAAGGACGUGAUUCGGAGGCCACAAGAAGUGCAGAGGCACGCACGAAAAUGGGUGAUGCGUUACAUCGCCUCUUCUAUUCUCCUCGGAAAGGAAAGGGGGACUUCAUUGAACCGUGUUUGGAGUUCCUGCACGGAUGCGCUCCUAGCUGCAUACUUGACUCACCCUUGCGUCAAAGAUUCUAUGACAACCUUGUGGCACUUUUUACGCAUGCAAGAACUGAGAUUUGCCAACUUGCGUGGUCAAUGGCUUCUGACAUACAUCGGUGGCGUGUAGCAACACCUACGGUCAGUAAUAAUGCUCUGCGAACCAUGUUGGCAUAUAUUCAGACGACUGACAUUCAAUGUGAUGACGAGAAAUUCGCCAGUGCCAUGAUUCAAUUGCUGAUGUGCAUUAAUUGCGGACACAUCUCCAAGACAGAUAUGGAAUUUUUACAAGUCAAGGUGCUGGAGAUGCUGGUUGAUCUCUUCCGGCGCUGGCAAUCAAGCCCUGUUCAGUCUCCCAUGCCGUAUGGACUCCUCACUAUUGGCUCAUUGUUCACUCAGCUGCUCAGACAAAAUUCCGGAUUCAGGGAUGCCGGUCUGAUAGACGCACUGACCAGGAUAUGCUCCACGUAUAAGACAGCGAAUCUCCUCUCAUACGAGUAUAUUCCAUCGGAGAGGGAUCAACUGGAUGAUCUCUUGAGCGAUCUGACCUCGUUCAGAACGUCUAAUGCAGGUCCGGAGCAGUCGCCAGGUUCUCAGCCAUCAGAGCCCCGUGCUCGACACACCACAAGACCGACGGCGGCUGGCGUGAUGUCGCUUACCAUGGAUAUCAUGAUUUAG